GUGACCAGUCUCUCUCCCCGCGUCAUCAUCAUUAUCCUCGUCUCCUCGCCAUGGCGGACCCGGGCAAGACGGGCUCGGGCAUGUUCAGCAAGCACGCCAAGAAGCGGAUCACGCGCGCCCAGGAGAAGGUUCUACAAAAGCUGGGUAAAGCUGAUGAAACAGUAGACCAGCAGUUUGAAGAACAAGUUCAGAAAUUCAACAAACAGUAUAAUGAAGGAAGCCAGCUGCAAAAGGAACUACGGGGCUACCUCGAUGCUGUAAAAGAAAUGCACGACUCGUCUAAGAAAAUGAAUGAAGCUCUCCUCGAUAUGUACGAGCCUGAUUGGUAUGGAAAAGAAGAUGUCAAAGACAUUUCACAGAACGGCGAUGAGCUCUGGGGUGACUUCCACGAGAAGCUGGUAGACAAUUCUCUCCUGACCCUUGACACGUACCUCGGCCAGUUCCCCGAUAUCAAGUCUCGCAUUGCCAAACGUGGGCGCAAGCUGGUGGAUUAUGACAGCGCGAGGCACCAUCUGGAGUCACUACAGAACGCAAAGAAGAGGGACGAUAUCAAAGUGGCCAAGCCGGUGUUGCUGCUUGAAAAAGCUGCACCUCAGUGGUGCCAGGGGAAGAUCCAGGCCCAUAUCAUUGCCCAGACAAACCUUCUCAAGAACCAGGCAGAAGAGGACUACAUGAAAGCACAGAAGGUGUUUGAGGAGAUCAACGUUGACCUGCACGAGGAGCUGCCUGUCAUUUUGGACAGUCGAGUUGGAUUUUACGUGAGCACCUUCAAGAACAUCGCCGGCCUGGAAGAAAACUUUCACAAGGAGAUUGGACAGCUGAGCCAUGAGAUGGAAGAGGUGAUGAUAAAGCUGGGCGACCAGCACUCCGUCAAGUCUUCCGACAUACAGAGCGCUCGCAGUGAGCCAUCUCCAAGCAUCGUGGAGCCACACGGGAACGACUCCCCCUCGCUGGUGUCCGACGAUGCGGGACUGAGACCCGAUCACACUGCGUCCCCGCUGAAGUCGCCUAUGCAGGGGCGUAAGGGCCCCCCAUUGCCCCCACCCCCGAGGCCCACGCCCAGCAAGGAGAUGACGCAGGAGGCCAUUGUGAACCUUUUCGAUGACAACUUCAUGUCCUCUGCUGCCCCCACUAAUGCAACGCUGGGAGUUCCGUUAACCAAGAGUGAAGAUACCGGAAGCUUGCUGGAUCUCGACUUUGAUCAUUUUACGGCCACAGAUUCAUCCGCUGUCGCCAUGGCUCCUUCCAUGAAUCAGACAUUGUUGGAUUUGAGUUGGGAGCAGCCUGUGGAGAAGAGUGCCCCUGAGGUCCAUGCCCCCGAGGUCCCUGCACAGAGCCCCCCAGCCGCGAGCCUCGCAGGUGCCGCCCAGAGCAGCGACGUGCCCCCAGGCAUUCUGUACAAGGUGCAGGCCCAGCACAACUACACGGCUCUGGAUUCGGACGAAUUGGGCCUCCAGCUUGGAGAUGUGGUGUUCGUACUGCCCCCCGACAGUGGUGACGAGCAGGAUUCCGGCUGGCUUCUGGGCAUCAAGGAAGCUGACUGGAUCACUCACAAAGAUCUUGAUGGACACAAGGGUGUGUUUCCAGAAAACUUCACCGUGCGCGUAGACUAAGCGCCACUCCAAGAGACUCGCGCACUAGUAAUGAUGAGUAAUACAGAUACGAAAGUAAACUAGCCAGACAUCUGUUUAAACCCUUCAAUGAAAAGGCGUUUAACUGGUUGAACAGUUUUCCUUCCGUAUCAAUGAAUUCCCAGUGGUGUUUCAGACUGAUUUGAAAUGUACUCGCUGGAAAAAAGUCUGUGCUUUUCUUUGAUUGAACAAAAUGCGACGAGAUACAUUGAUUUGGGUGGUCUGUUGAUCGAUAAUUUGAAUGUUAUUUCAUUUUGCCAAUUAAACAGUUGUCUUCGCCUGUUCAUGUAUUCAUUUAAACAAUUAGCUUAUUAAAAGAAAGUCAUCUCAUGGUAGCUUAGUGACUAAUUAGGAUGCAGUGUUUAAAAACACGUCACUCGCUUGUGACAUCUGUAAAACCAGAGGUGUGUACCAACUUACCACCCGGCGAUUCGAUAUUUUCUUCCGAUUUGGGAGUCGCAAUUCGAUUGAAGAAUGUAUUCCCUUGUUUGUACCGUCUCGUUCGUUAUCCUGUGUAUGUUCGAUCUUGUUCGUUCAAUGAGCCUAACGUUCAUUCGUAUACAAUUUAGCAGCUUAUGGCGCCAUCCAUUUAGUA
Molecule: messenger RNA, 2226 nt
Organism: Lethenteron reissneri (Far Eastern brook lamprey)
Lineage: Eukaryota; Metazoa; Chordata; Hyperoartia; Petromyzontiformes; Petromyzontidae
Product: myc box-dependent-interacting protein 1-like
Cellular component (GO): plasma membrane; cytoplasm
Molecular function (GO): protein binding; phospholipid binding
Source: RefSeq, a predicted model, not a curated record